Molecule: messenger RNA, 1100 nt
Organism: Suillus clintonianus
Lineage: Eukaryota; Fungi; Basidiomycota; Agaricomycetes; Boletales; Suillaceae
Exons: 4
Coding region: 75-1100 (341 amino acids)
Source: RefSeq, a predicted model, not a curated record
GUUACCGCUUAACGGUACUAACCCUUAAGAGCUCCAUUUCAUUCUUCAGCUGAGCAUACGGGAGGUGCUUGGAAAUGUCCCAUAAACGCAAGUACCGCAAGGUUGCACCAAAGGCUGACAUUGUGGCUUCGGCGACGAUAAUCGCACCAGAUCUUUUAUCUUUGUCUAUCCAAGCAUACGAGGCUACUAUCAUCCGUGGCUCACAGUCUCUCUCAACAGCACUUUCUCUUGAGGCGCCGCAUCAUUCAACUUUGGAGGCCGAUGCAAGUGACCCUCAAAUCGGUAAUGCUCUCAUACAAUGGGGUGCUAGCACAAGAAAUUUUCAACCUCUUAACUCCGAUUCGUCUUUUCCCGAAGUGUCAGACGACAAAGCUACUUGGGUGGACAGAUAUGAUGCUCGUCUUCUGCUUGAUGCCCUCCCAGAGCAUGCAAGCUCAAGUGCAUCUCAGCCAAGGUCUCUGUCCCCAACCGGAUGGUCAGACUUGCCGUCUGACACUGAGGAUCUUUUUUUCUUUACACCGCAUGAAAUUGAGGACUACCGACGCGAGAAACGUAGGCGUCUUAUUGACCGAAACAGAGAGGAUCGCCUGAAGGCUCUUGCCGCGACCGAUGAAAGCGAACAGUUGGAUCUUUGGGGAGGCAGUGAUGAAGAGCCCGAUGAUGCUCAUUCAGAGCUCAUGAAAAGAACAGCGCUACACCUUCUCUCGUCUCCUAAUCCUGCACAACUGGAGAUGCGCAUUCUUGCAAACCACGGUGCAGAUACAAGAUUUGCAUUUUUAAGGGGACGGUGGUCACGAGCCUGGCGCAUGACUAAGGAGAAGCUCAGACAAGAUAAAGUCGACCAAUCAGCUCAAUCGCUACUCGCUUCACGGAACGUAGGUCUGGGAGGACUCGCUGCGUAUGGAGAUAGCGAUGAUGAAGGUAACGAGGGAGAGUCUGAGAGUGGGGAAAUGUCUCCCCUAAAGAACCAUAAUAUACGGUUGGAGGCUGAACAGGAGGCUCGGCGCGCUAGAGCUAGGGAUUGGGCUGCACAACGCCGUGCGCGACAAGGUCAAACAUUGAUUAUAGAUGAAGACCGGGCGAGCACCCAAGAUUCAUAA